Pungitius pungitius (ninespine stickleback) is the source of this 2897-nucleotide messenger RNA. RefSeq lists its product as uncharacterized. Gene Ontology annotation, molecular function: RNA polymerase II cis-regulatory region sequence-specific DNA binding; DNA-binding transcription factor activity, RNA polymerase II-specific. Gene Ontology annotation, biological process: regulation of transcription by RNA polymerase II. The record is from RefSeq and is a predicted model, not a curated record. Gene Ontology annotation, cellular component: nucleus. Lineage: Eukaryota; Metazoa; Chordata; Actinopteri; Perciformes; Gasterosteidae. Bases 471 to 1988 code for a protein of 505 amino acids. The transcript has 3 exons.
GGCUGCUAGUGUGAUAAACAAGAUGGCCACCGGCUAGCUCUAGCUAGCCAGCGCUACAUGGCAUCUCGCCCUGUCUUUGUGCGCGAGCGCGUUCCCCUCCGCUGGCACGCGCGGGUCCCCCUCCGGGAGGAAGAAGUCGUGAAGCUAAAAGUUCCCGCCGGUGAAUCGGGGAUGAUCCGUUAACGGAGAGAGACACCGAGACAUCGAGCUCCUUUUAACGGCGAAAAUCGUAGCAGAUUGUUUAGCAGAGUUCCGGCUGCCGGCGGCUCGAGAGGUGUUCACAGGCUGGUCGCAGUCAGCUGUGGGCGGUAACCUCAGCAGAGACGCCUGGUUGGGUUCUCAGAGGACACGCCCCCCCCCCCCCCCCCCCCCAGGACAGGUAGAUUUCUACGGAGCAGGGCGGGGAAAAGCAUCGGCGAUACGUCGGCGCAACGAGAGUGAGGCGAGGAGGUUUAGCUCCGCCCCUCACCAUGACAGACUUGGAGGCCGACUGUCUAGCCCUGGGCCUGCCCCCUGAGUGCGGCUCCCCCCCCUCCUCCCUGGACUGCGGCUCGGAGCCCGACUGCCCCGGGCUCGGCCCGCUGGCGGCGGAGAUCGCAGAGCCGCUGGCGAUGCUGCCGUGCGUGAAGAGCGAGCCGGAGGACGGAGACCUGGAGCCCAUCCGGACCGUGGACCUGUCGGAGAUCCAGCCGCUGUCCACCGCCGAGCUGGGCCAGGACCAGAUCAAGAUGGAGAUCAGCGGGCUGGACUACAUCAAGUCGGAGCAUCACCACGGCGACCACCACCUGGGCCACUUUCACCACAGCGAUGUCACGGAGCUGGACUACAAGUCCCAGUACGAGCCCGGCUCCGUGUUCGACUACAUCUCGCAGGUCACGGACACCCUGGAGUACAUCAGGUCAGACCACCACGUGGACCUGCAGUGUUACUACACCACCGAGCUGAGCGCCCUGAAGUGUGAGUACCCAGAAUCCCACAGCGGGCCCACUCGCCUGCAGCCCCACAGCCUGGAGUCCAUCCACAUGGCCGAGCUGCGCACCGAGCUCAACAAGCUGCGGCCCGACGCCCUGCUGAUGGACGCCAUGGGCAAGCCGGACUCCGAGUUUGCCGGGGGGGCGGGGGCGCCGUACGAGGCGGCGCCCGGCGAGGACGGGAAGGAGGCGGGGGCUUCGGGCUCCACGGGAAAACACCAGAACCCAGCAGCGAGGAAGCCCCGCAACCCGCAGGGCGAGAAGCCCUUCUCCUGCGCGCAGUGCGCCAAGAACUUCAGCACGCUGGGGAACCUGAAGACGCACCAGCGCAUCCACACCGGCGAGCGGCCGUACUCCUGCUCCCAGUGCGGCAAGAGCUUCGGCCAGGCCGGCAACCUCAAGCGCCACCAGCUGAUCCACACGGGCCAGAAGCCCUACGUCUGCGCCCACUGCCCCAAAGGCUUCACCAAGGCCGACGACCUGCGCUCGCACCAGCGCCUGCACACCGGCGAGCGGCCCUUCGCCUGCUUGGCCUGCGGCAAGAGCUUCGGCCAACCCAAGGAGCUGAAGGCCCACCAGCUGAGCCACACCGGCGAGCGGCCCUUCUGCUGCCAGCACUGCGGCAAGAGCUUCGGCAGGGAGUCGGGCUACCGCAACCACGUGCAGAUCCACACGGGCGAGAAGCCCUUCACCUGCUCGCAGUGCGGCAAGACUUUCAGCAACUCGGGGGUGCUGAAGACCCACGAGAGGAUCCACUCGGGCGAGCGGCCCUUCGGCUGCACGCAGUGCGGCAAGAGCUUCGGCCGCCUGGGCCACCUGAAGGCCCACCAGCAGAUCCACACCGGGGAGCGGCCCUACGCCUGCCCCCACUGCGGGAAGACUUUCAGCCAGUCGGGCCACCUCAAAGCCCACGAGCAGAUCCACAAGAGGGAGCCCAGCAGCUCCUCCUCCAGCAGCUCCUUGUCCUCCAGCAGCUCCUCCUCCUCCUCCUCCUCCGUCAGCUCUGACAGCAGCUGAGACAAACUCCACCUUUGAACCGCUCGGAUAAACAAAGUAUUAUUCCUCUUUUUUAUAAAUCCUAUAUAUAUAUACAUAAAUAUAUAUAUAUAUACAAGUUGUUUUUCUUACAUUUUCAUACUGUGUGUGUGUGUGUGUGUGUGUGUGUGUGUGUGUGUGUGUGUGUGUGUGUGUGUGUGUGUGUGUGUGUGUGUGUGUGUGUGUUUGCGCGCUCUUUGAACCGGUCCCAGUACUUUUCUGAAGUACUUCUAAACAAGCACAAAAAUACUUCAUUUCUAGUACUUUAUUUUAAUGUGUUUUUUUAAUACUGAAACCAGCAGUACCGACAGUACUUCAGAGGGAGUACAAGUACACAAAGUGUAGUUUAUUACGUUAAAUCAUCAGUUUGGUUUCAUCAUCUGAAUUUCUGACAUUAAAUUUAUUCUUUUAUGAAGAAAAUUGUGGCUUUUUCCAAGAUUGUAAAGUAAAAGAUUAACAAGAAGUUGGGUAACCACGGCAACGUGAGCCGUUAUAUUUACACCUGAUGAUUCCUCUCUAAACAUUCCACGUGCUGCCGAUGUGGGUAUAUUGAUCUGAUGUUGAUAUAUUGAUAUGUGAUUUGUCAUGUGACUCACCAGCGGUCAUAAAAGGUCCACGUUUAAGGACUCGUGCGAGUACUUGAUGAGUACCUGUGUGUACUAGUACUCGCCUUCCACCGGUGGGGACUCUGAUGUCAUCGGGACUCGAUAUUGAUCCGUAUUGAUCGAUCAGGGACAAUAAUCUGAUGACUCGACAUUCCUUCAGUUUAAACCGUUAUCUGCUCAAAGAGGACCCCCCCCCCCCCCCCCAGUCCUGAUCGCUCACUGUGUACAAAUCUUUAUUGAUUAUGUCAUUCCUAACGCAAUCUAAUAAACCUUUUUAAAAAGUGAA